Molecule: messenger RNA, 1557 nt
Organism: Saccharomyces cerevisiae S288C
Lineage: Eukaryota; Fungi; Ascomycota; Saccharomycetes; Saccharomycetales; Saccharomycetaceae
Gene: GDA1
Product: guanosine diphosphatase
Exons: 1
Coding region: 1-1557 (518 amino acids)
Biological process (GO): glycoprotein biosynthetic process
Cellular component (GO): Golgi apparatus; Golgi membrane
Molecular function (GO): UDP phosphatase activity; GDP phosphatase activity; hydrolase activity
Source: RefSeq, marked reviewed
AUGGCGCCCAUCUUUAGAAAUUACCGGUUCGCUAUCGGUGCUUUUGCCGUUAUUAUGCUCAUUUUGUUGAUUAAAACAUCUUCCAUCGGUCCACCUUCUAUUGCACGUACAGUUACUCCUAAUGCUAGUAUUCCCAAAACUCCGGAGGACAUCUCUAUCUUGCCCGUCAAUGAUGAACCAGGUUACCUUCAAGAUUCGAAGACUGAACAAAACUAUCCUGAGCUUGCCGAUGCUGUGAAGUCACAAACAAGUCAAACAUGCAGCGAAGAACAUAAGUAUGUUAUCAUGAUCGAUGCCGGCUCUACCGGUUCCCGAGUACAUAUAUACAAGUUUGACGUCUGUACUUCCCCACCUACAUUACUUGAUGAAAAAUUCGACAUGUUAGAGCCUGGUUUAUCUUCUUUCGAUACCGAUUCCGUUGGUGCCGCUAACUCCCUUGACCCAUUACUGAAAGUAGCAAUGAACUAUGUCCCUAUUAAGGCAAGAAGUUGUACUCCCGUUGCGGUGAAAGCUACUGCAGGCCUAAGACUCUUGGGUGAUGCCAAAUCUUCAAAAAUUUUGAGCGCUGUAAGGGAUCAUUUGGAGAAGGACUAUCCUUUCCCAGUUGUCGAAGGUGAUGGUGUUUCCAUCAUGGGCGGUGAUGAAGAAGGUGUCUUCGCCUGGAUUACUACAAACUACCUAUUAGGUAAUAUCGGUGCUAAUGGCCCCAAGUUACCUACUGCUGCCGUUUUUGACUUAGGCGGAGGGUCUACACAAAUUGUUUUUGAGCCUACUUUCCCAAUAAAUGAAAAAAUGGUCGAUGGUGAGCAUAAAUUUGAUUUGAAGUUUGGUGAUGAAAAUUACACCUUGUACCAAUUUUCUCAUCUAGGUUACGGUUUGAAGGAAGGAAGAAAUAAAGUUAACUCUGUUCUUGUGGAAAAUGCAUUAAAAGACGGCAAAAUAUUGAAGGGUGAUAACACUAAGACUCAUCAAUUGUCAUCUCCAUGCCUACCGCCUAAAGUUAAUGCCACAAAUGAAAAGGUUACAUUAGAAUCCAAGGAAACUUAUACCAUUGACUUUAUAGGGCCGGACGAGCCAAGUGGUGCACAAUGUAGAUUUCUGACUGAUGAAAUUUUGAAUAAAGAUGCUCAGUGCCAGUCUCCACCAUGCUCUUUCAAUGGGGUUCACCAACCUUCUUUAGUUCGUACAUUCAAAGAAUCGAACGAUAUCUAUAUUUUCUCUUAUUUCUACGACAGAACCCGUCCAUUGGGUAUGCCCUUGUCCUUUACUUUGAAUGAAUUGAACGAUUUGGCAAGAAUAGUGUGUAAAGGCGAAGAAACUUGGAAUAGUGUCUUCAGUGGCAUUGCGGGGUCCCUAGAUGAAUUGGAAAGUGACUCGCACUUCUGUUUGGACUUAUCUUUUCAAGUGUCCUUAUUACAUACGGGAUAUGACAUUCCAUUACAAAGAGAAUUGAGAACUGGAAAGAAAAUUGCCAAUAAAGAAAUCGGUUGGUGUUUAGGUGCGUCAUUACCAUUGUUGAAAGCUGAUAACUGGAAAUGUAAAAUUCAAUCAGCUUGA